This is a messenger RNA of Loa loa (African eye worm), 336 nucleotides long. RefSeq lists its product as hypothetical. Lineage: Eukaryota; Metazoa; Nematoda; Chromadorea; Rhabditida; Onchocercidae. Bases 1 to 336 code for a protein of 111 amino acids. The transcript is spliced from 2 exons. The record is from RefSeq and is a predicted model, not a curated record.
AUGAGAACCAACCCACCUAACAUUCCGGCCCGCCACGGCAGACCAUCUGGACAAAAUAUGAAUCAUGCUUACCCUGAGAUCUGCAACCCUAUUUCUCAAUGUUUAGAUAUAACUUUUUUGCAAGCGACAUUGAGUGGUUCCUACACCGUAGCUUCACGACGUAUUAUCUUUUUCUCUUCUGUGGGAAAUCAAUGCUACAACGAAAAGGAUAGGAAAAUAGAUGAGAACUUCAGAAAAAUGAUGGCAAAUAUCUGCUUUGGCUUGAGCUGUAAAAUCUCGCAUUUUCUUCAUUCAUUGUUGAAAAUCAUAGUAAAAACAACAAAUGACAACAAAUGA